Molecule: messenger RNA, 4757 nt
Organism: Leptopilina heterotoma
Lineage: Eukaryota; Metazoa; Arthropoda; Insecta; Hymenoptera; Figitidae
Exons: 2
Coding region: 941-4555 (1204 amino acids)
Source: RefSeq, a predicted model, not a curated record
AGAGAGAGAAAGAGAGACCGCCAGAAGUCCAGAAAGAGACAAAACACUUUCGCACAGUCAUGUCCACACUCUCGCUCCCAAGUAUAUUCCUGUACGCGUCCGCGCACUUGCAACUAACGUCCGCCCCUCUCGUCCCACGAUCCCUUUCCACCCCCAGGGGGGUACUCUCCACCGCCCCCCCCACCUGAAUCUCUUCCCCCUUUUGCGCAUUGCUCCUCUCAUAACGCGGCACGUUGGCCGCAGGUUGGACGCUCGCCGAUUCAGCGGGAUGAUCACAAGUGGAGAAUAGAGAGAGAGAGAGAGAGAGAGAGAAAGAGCAAGAGAGUGGAAAUCGCUAGGUGGGGAGGAGGGAUGAGUGAGAGACUCGAGUGAACGAGCGGGGGCGGCAAAAGCGGAGAAUUUUCAGGCAGUACCUAUCAAGCUCGUGUGACGGUGACUCUAUAUCGACAAAACUAAUUCUCUUUCUCAUUUUCUUUACCUUCUCUCUCUCUCUCACACACUCAUUCUCUCUUACUCUGUUUAUAAAUAUAAUCAAAAAACAAGAGUCAAAGAAUUUUUCUCGACUUGUUAACUUUACGUAAUAUGACAAUGUCAUCCUUGUUAUUAUACCGGCAAGACGCCGUCGCACAUUACGCGCCGGCUCAUAAUCAAACAUUCGAGUGCAUCGACCCCAAAGUUUCAAUAUAAUUCCCCCCUUCCCCCCCGAGUAGUCAAAUUUCGGAUUCUAAGACCUAGACCCAUUGUGAUUAUUUCCCGCUCGCAAUAUGUAGUUGUGUCCCCCCUUUAACAAAAAAAAAAUGUGAAAUAGUGAAUUAAACUAGUGAUUUUUGCAAAAGUACUUCUGGUUUGUUCCAGAAAUGAUUCGGGGGAACCAGAAGAAAAAUUCGGAAAGAAGCAAAAAAAAAAGUGAUGGUGAUUUUUGGUGAUUUUUAAUGGAGCAAUGAGUGCAGUGUCUAGUAGGGGUUUUGUGCCCCAUCGGCAUAGGCAUCGUGGUUUAAAAAAUUAUCAAUUGACAACAACAACAACGACGUCGUCAUCUUCAUCAACGACAACAUGUGACGAUGAACCGGAACAAAAAAGACCAAAGGUUAAUCCAAUUUUUCUGUGGGCGUCGCAGCAUGAUCAGAAAAUAGUGGAGGUACGUUGUGAGGAUUACGAUAAACGUAAUCGUAUUAAAUUGACGAAAACACCCCAGGGAUGGCGAUCAAUUCCCAGAACUGCGAGCAAUACAUACGCUGGUAGGAGUUGUUUUGAUACUAAGGAUUCGUCAUCGGAGAAGGAGAAUGGCGAUAAGGAUGAUCAAUUGAGAUUAGCUAAUGGUGAUUUAGAGGAAUUUGGAAUUAAGGACAGACUAAGUGAUAACUGGAUUAUCGACAAUGAGAAGAGGGAGAAAUUGGUUCGAUUGCAUUCCGAGAAGAUUCGAAUACAUCCGGAGGUGAUACGAAUACGUCCGAAGGAGAUGCGAAUACAUUCGGAGGAGAUACUUGCGGAGGAGAAGAUCCGAAUGCUGCAGGAGAAGAUUCAGCUCCAGCAGAAGGAAGAGAGAAUACAGCAUGAGGAGGAGGUUCGAAAGCGGCAAGAGCAGGUGCGAAUGCUCCAGGAAAAAGUUCGAAUACAGCAAGAGGAGAUGGAGAAGUUGGAGAAUUUGCGAAAGUUAGAGGAGAUUAUGUUUAAUGGAAAAGCGGAGGGUCAAGUGGAAUUGAAGAAUAGGAAUGCGAUCCGUAAGAGGAGUGAGAUUAGGAGAAAUGAUGAACUGAGGAAAAAGGAAAAACAAAUCGCCGAGGAGGAGCAGAGGAGAAAGAGGCAGGAGAUCCAGAAGAAGAUGCAGAGGAGGAAACUCGAGGAGCUAGAAAAGAAAUUGGAAUUGCAGAAAAAAGUUAGACAUCGUAAGCGAAAGAAGGAACACGUAGUUCUUGGUUACUCCACAACAGAUGGUAUUAAUGCCUGGAAGAUGCGGAAACGACGGAAUCCGAAGCAGAAGCGGAAAAGACGGAGUGUUAGCGGUGUUUGUACCACUAAUACCAUCAAUAGCAUCAGUACCCUCAAUGGCAUUAAUAUGGUCAAUGAUGUCAAUACCGAUAAUGCUGUUAAUACCGCUAAUAAGGUCCAUACCGUCAAUACCGACAGUGACGUCCAUACCAUCAAUUCUGACAGUAAAGUCCACAGCAUCAAUGUGGCCGAUAAGGUCCAGAUCAUCAAUACCGUCAAUGAUGUCAAUACCACCAAUAAUGACGAUACCGUCAAUACCACUAAUAACUUCUAUAGCAUCAAUAAGGUCAAAACCACCAGUAGAAGUGCCACCACUGAUAGAAAUUCCAGUAAUAAUGGAAGUACGAUUAGUAACAGAAUUAGCAUCCUCAAUAGGAGUACCACCAGUAAUAGAAAUACGAUCAGUAGCACCAAUAACAGAAGUACCAUCAGUAGCAAUCGGGGUAUUAACACCAUCAGCGAGGAGGUUGGCACCAAGAAGCCAAAGACCCAAAAGGGUGACAAUGCCCCAAAGCGGAUUGAUUUCGACCACCUGAUGCAGCCCCGAGUUGUGCUGGAACAGCUCCAAUUGACCGAAAUGGAAGACGGGCAGCACUACAAAAAUACGUCGAAAAACCUCCAGGAGGAUAGUUACAUCCCCUCUGAUGACGAUCUACAAGAUAGUGAAAGUGUCGAUCGUGAUAGCGUAGAGCGCGAAAUCGUUGAUAAUGAAUUCGAAGAUGGUGAAAUCUUAAAUCGUCAAAUCGAAGAUCGACAAAGUCUGCAAAAGUCGCCAAAUCCAGACAUUAUGGAGAUGGCUCUAGAAAAGGUAGACUACGAAGAGGACCAAGUGCAGCAGGAGAUUACGAACCUAGAAGACCAGGAGACCCUUCAUGAAAGGGAAAAAGCGGAUCAUAACGAAGAAUCCCAAACGGACAUGGAUCAUUCCAGUGAUGACGAUUUUCAGGACAUAUUGAAAAUGCUCGACUCCACAUCGUUUGGUAACUCAAAACUGGUGCUGAGUCUAAAAUCCGCGAAACUACUCGAGGAACUUGAAUUAUCCCUCACUGGUAUUGAAGACGACGUCGAAAAAAGCGACGAACAAGUCGAAGAACCCCAAAACUAUUCUCCUAGUCCGCUGCAAAAAACCCCAUUAGCCGAGUACCCCAACAAGUGCCUAAAGGAUGUCGAAAUUGUCGAAGUAAUCGAAAGCAACAGCAAUCCAAAACCAACCGAAACGGACAGUUCCCGAAUUCUAAAAGCUCUGCGAAAUACUCCUGGACUGUCCGUAUCGGUCACCAAGAAAAACCGAUCUCCCGACUCCCAAAUGCAGGAAAUAGCAAUAGCAAUUCCAAAUUGGAGAUUGGGAACAAAAUCCGAAAGAGGUUUUAGCGAAAGUCCAGAGAGUACGGUUAGAAUCGACUCUGAUGAGAGGGAACGAACUGAUCCAAAGAAAGCGGAAGUCCCAAAGAAAUCCCUCCUGCAAGUCGUGUCAUCAAACGAGGCACAAGCGAAACAGGUUUCAAGAUUUGAAAUCGAAGAUCCAAAGACCCGAAGUGUUGUGUCGCCGCAACCAAGCGGAAUUCCCUGCUCGCCAAUACUGCCAAGAUCCUCCUCCGCCUAUUUGGAACGUCUACUUCCAAGUCCUCCGUGCUCGGUGUCCUGCUCCGAAGACGCGAAAAACGAUCUCACCCUAAAGGGGAUACUCUCAACCCCAUGUCUGGAGCCAGAAACAACCCAAAAACCAAAUCAUCAAGAUGAGGAACGUCCAAACAUGUGGAAAACCCCCGAAGUUCACCCAACAUAUCAGAAUCGUCUGACCAAUUCCCAAAACGACUUUCUCCUCGCCCAACAAAGACACUACCUUCGCUAUCAACACUUUCGCAACACAAAUCAACAAUGGGAGACAUUUGUCGACGCGACAUCGACAAUUUCCGACAUUCCCCAAAGUCCCGCCACGCAACUUCGUCAAUUGCUAAAAACAGUGGGUCAUUUAAUUCCCGAUCCACUCCUUGUUCCUAGACACUGUCUCCCCGGUCUAGCAGCGGCGCCAUCAAUAGAAAUACCCAAGUUAUUAACCUCCCGUCCUGAAUUACGACUACCCGAGGCACUCAACAGGCCGGAAUUGUUAAGAGAUCCGGAUUUAUUGGUGAUAUCGAUAGCGCAUCUUCAGUAUGUUCUGGAUCAGGGACAUGAUUCGUUUGGUGGUAGUGGUGGUGGUGGUAUUGGUAGAAUGGGACAACAGGAUUAUGGUGGUGCUACAAUGGAUUGUGUGAAUACAAUGGCAAAGAAGACAACGAAUAGUGGUAAUAUUAGAGUGAGACCAAAAUUAAGUUGUAAACCAAUUGGUACAUUGAUGCCGGCGCCAAUUGAUUUAUCGAGGAGUCGAAAGAAUGGUUCAUCAUAUUCGUCUUUACUUCGAGUGCGUACGGGUUUAUUGAAACAGGAGCCUGAAGUCAGUUCCACUGGGAGUAAUCUUGAGGAGCAUCAAUUGUGGCAUCCGUUAUUUAGUCGACAAAGAAGACCGCAACAACAAAAGCAACAAAAUUAUCAAGCAACAUGGCAUACGACAACAUUUGCCUCUUGACCGUUGCGAUUUUGACCCGGAUCUUUUGACUCCAACCUUUCAUGUAACUUCAAUAAUAAUCUAAGUAGUAUUCCAAACGACCAACAACAAAUCACCUUUAAAUCAACAUCAUUAAGAAGAUAACCUUACGAUUUUCAUUGAAAUUUUUAACAAAUUUUUCUGUUUUUAAGCAAUUUUUCCUUUUUUUUUGGCUUUAUGUUCU